Molecule: messenger RNA, 1184 nt
Organism: Xenopus tropicalis (tropical clawed frog)
Lineage: Eukaryota; Metazoa; Chordata; Amphibia; Anura; Pipidae
Gene: cldn8
Product: claudin 8, gene 1
Exons: 1
Coding region: 450-1130 (226 amino acids)
Cellular component (GO): plasma membrane; bicellular tight junction; membrane
Molecular function (GO): structural molecule activity
Source: RefSeq, a predicted model, not a curated record
AGCACUCUCUCCUGUUUCUCUUUUGCAGACUGUAGCUCUUGGACUCCCUCCAUCUACCUGAAGUGCCUGUUGCUCAGUAAAGCAAAAUAGAAAUUGUGCUAGAACUUGCUCAACCUGCCAGCUGUUAUGAUCUAGUGCAACGCCAGGCACAUAUAUUACAGUUCUAGCAGUAAAGAAUCUAUGUUGGUAUAAGCACACCUCUUUAGACUAUCAUAUCAUUGGCUGGGAAAGCUGUCAGACCUGAUAAACAAGCACUUCUGUCUCCUUCCAGUGGAAUUUAAAUUUUGGAAAGCGGAGCAUAUAAAAUUCCAACCAGCCCGUACUGGGUUUCAUUGGUCCUUGAUGUUUGGGAACUAAGAGUCACUUUCUUGAGCGAAGAGUAAGAGUUUCAGUUUGCUGCACAUACAGGACUGAUCCCUGUACUGCUGAGCUCCAUCCGGGAAGACAAUAUGGCUUUGCAACUUGUUGGUCUGGUGUUGGGAGGCAUUGGCUUGAUAGGAACUUGUGCUGUCACCGGCAUGCCCCAAUGGAGAGUGACUGCCUUCAUUGAUAACAACAUUGUGGUGUUUGAGGCACAGUGGGAAGGAUUGUGGAUGAACUGUGUCAGGCAAGCCAACAUCAGGAUGCAAUGCAAGGUAUAUGAUUCACUGUUGGCACUGACACCUGACUUGCAGGCUGGCAGAGCACUGAUGUGUGUGGGUAUCUGCUUGACAUUCCUUGCUUUCAUUAUCGCCGUCAUUGGCAUGAAAUGCACUGUGUGUGUUGGAGAUAAUACGAGAGCAAAAGGUAUUAUACUUCUGGUAGCUGGCAUAACAUUCAUCCUUUCUGCGAUUGUGGUUCUGAUUCCAGUAUCCUGGACUGGUAAUCAGAUAAUCAGGGACUUCUACAAUCCUCUUGUUCUUCCAUCGCAGAAGAGAGAACUGGGUGAUGCGCUGUACAUUGGGUGGACCACAGCAUUGCUUUUAUUUGUUGGAGGGCUAAUCCUUUGCUGUUCCUUCUGGAUCGGUGAAAAAAAAGUCAGAUACAGCCUGCCUCCUAAAUUGGUAACCGGUGCUCCCCCGCCUAAAUCAGCAACCAGUGGUCCACUACGCCAGCCAUCAAGCCUCUACUCCAAAAGCCAAUAUGUGUAGAAAAGGUUACUUGGCACAGAUAUCAGUGGCCGCCUGCAAAGAGACCCACUGCAA